This is a messenger RNA of Hemicordylus capensis (graceful crag lizard), 9987 nucleotides long. It is a transcript of the gene HYCC2, whose product is annotated as hyccin PI4KA lipid kinase complex subunit 2. Bases 435 to 2198 code for a protein of 587 amino acids. The record is from RefSeq and is a predicted model, not a curated record. Gene Ontology annotation, biological process: protein localization to plasma membrane; phosphatidylinositol phosphate biosynthetic process. Gene Ontology annotation, cellular component: plasma membrane. The transcript is spliced from 16 exons. Lineage: Eukaryota; Metazoa; Chordata; Lepidosauria; Squamata; Cordylidae.
GCGGGUCAUUGUCCAAUGGGCGGGCGUCUUGUUACAUUGCGGGGCGACUGACAAGGGCCAGAGAAGGAAGGAAAGAAGGGGAUUGAAAAAGAAGAAGAAAGGGGGGCAGCAGAAACAGCGAUGGUGGCGGCGGCGGCGGGGGCUCCGGCGGGGGGAGGCUGCUGAGGAAGAGCAGAACUCCUACAAUCUAUAGUGGAAGAUAAGAUCUGACAGAUGGAUAGCCUUUCCAGUUCUGGGGAUGCAGUGACAAGCUAGAGCCCUAGGGCUUCCUUGCAAACGUUCAUUAUACUAAAUCUGGAUAUUGAGCAUCUUAAGAACUGUGAUGAUGACUAGCAAAUGUAUCCCAGACUGGACAAUGCCUGUAUUCCUCCAUCCCCUCCUGCAUUAAAGAACUGACUUAUCAAAACAGAGGGUGAAAGAGGAGUAGACGUUGUAUGAAAAUGCUUGGAUCUGAACGCAGUGUGGUAGAAGAAUGGCUAUCGGAAUUCAAGGCAUUACCUGAAACACAGAUUUCCAAUUAUGCAACAACACUUCAUCAGAAGAAAACAUUGGUGCCAGCUCUUUAUAAAGUCAUUCAGGACCCAAAUAAUGAGUUUCUGGAGCCUGUUUGCCACCAACUUUUUGAACUCUAUCGUAGCUCUGAGGUUCGCCUCAAAAGGUUCACACUGCAGUUCUUGCCAGAACUGGUCUGGGUUUAUCUGCGUCUCACUGCCAGCAAAGACAGGCAGAGUAAUGGCUGCAUUGAAGCCCUGCUUCUAGGAAUUUACAAUUUGGAAAUUGCUGAUAAAGAUGGAAACAAUAAAGUCUUAUCCUUCACCAUCCCUUCCUUAUCCAAGCCGUCAAUUUAUCAUGAGCCGUCGACCAUUGGAUCCAUGGCUUUGACCGAGGGAGCCCUGUGUCAGCAUGACCUCAUCAGAGUGGUUUAUAGUGACCUUCACCCUCAAAGAGAAACAUUCACUGCACAGAACAGGUUUGAGGUGCUGAGCUUUCUUAUGCUGUGCUACAACUCUGCUAUUGUCUACAUGCCUGCCUCUUCCUAUCAGUCACUUUGCAGGAUGGGUUCUAGGCUCUGUGUGAGUGGGUUUCCACGGCAACAUGAAAAAAGUUGGAAGGAAGACUGUGGCAGAGUGGUACUAGAGCCUGACUUCAUGGUACAGCUACUCACUGGUGUCUAUUAUGCUAUAUACAAUGGACAGUGGGAACUUGGUCAGGAGUCACUGGAGGAUAUAAUUUACAGAGCGCAGCUUGAACUCUAUUCUCAGCCAUUGCUGGUUGCAAAUGCUAUGAAGAACUCAUUGCCCUUUGAUGCUCCUGAUGCAUCGCAAGAAGGGCGGAAGGUGCUGAAGGUGGAGGUUACCCCAACGGUGCCAAGGAUUUCUCGGACUGCUAUUACAACAGCUUCGAUCCGCCGACAUCGCUGGAGAAGAGAAGAUGGCUUUGACUUCUCAAACGAUGCUGACUUGAGCAUUCCUGGAUCCCCGAUCCUACACGGCUCCACAGACCUAGGGAUCAAACGCAAGCAAGAGGGGGACGUGCUGGUGCUCAGGACCCCUGAGUAUGGCUCACCGGAGCCCAACUUGGCAGCAGCCACAACAGAGGAUGCUGAUGGUAUCAAUGGAAGAGAAGAAUCUGUGAACCUUAAUGAUGCUGAUGAAGGGUUUUCCUCUGGAGCAUCCCUGAGCAGCCAGCCAGUUGGGACCAAACCUUCAUCCACAUCCCAAAGGGGCAGCUUAAGGAAAGGAGCAAGUGGCCGUUCAGCCAGGGAUAAAGAAAUCGCUUUGGCCACCAAACCGAGUGAGAGCCCUCGAGAAUCUGCCCGUAAGCAGUACCUACACCAGUCAAUCGACCUCAGUACAGAUGCAAUUGAAAUGACUCCUACAAAGAAACACCUGAGCCUGCCUGCUGGGCAGGUGGUGCCAAAAGCCAAUAGUGUGAGCCUGAUCAGGACUGCCAGUGCUUCUUCCAGUAAAUCAUUUGACUAUGUGAAUGGCAGUCAAGUGGGCUCCAGUGUUGGCAUUGGCAGCGAGGGUGUUACUAACUUAGCAGCUGGCAACACCAAUCGAUUUUCGACCAUUAGUCUACAGGAGGACCGCUUAGGACAAGCUGGAAAUGGUAAAGAUGUCCUCUCACCAGGAGCUCCUCUGACCAAGCAGUCCCGAUCCCCAAGUUUCAAUAUGCAACUGAUAUCCCAGGUUUAGCUUUGUUAUCCUUCCUAUACUUUUCCCUUUACCCAAUUCUUCCUUGAGCAACUACAGCAACCAUCAUCCUAUAGUGUGAAAAUCCAGGCUUUUGUGAUCUUGUUCAACUCAUUUUAGAUACCAUACUAUAUUUUGUACUGAAACAGCAAUAAAACCUCAUAAUCCAGUUCCUCUUCGUGGCCCCUUCCCCUAUAAAUGUGGUUGUGAAGCAGUAUAAAAUGUACUUUAUGCCUUUUCCAUGCCUUCCUUUCUCCUUGGGUGAUGUGCAAUCCAUUGUAGGCUGAUCAAUCCCAUUUCAACACUGUGAGUCUUGAGAAGAUCAGAGGAAAUGGUGAAUGUGAUCCCUAUGAAAAUGAAGCUUUUGGCUUUCUUGAGAAAUAGAAACGGGUUAGUUUUCUGAAUCUACAGUUCUGCAAAGACUACUGGAUUGUGACUUUGUCUCUUGGAACCAGGAGUGCCUCAGAGAUUCUAGUAGGACUUUGGACCUCUGAGUUUGUGCAAUCAGUUUUGAGGGAGGGGGAAUGCUGUCACUGUUCCUGGCGGCUGUCUAAAUGCACUUUGUCAUUGAAAUGAGAGUAGUCCUCCUUCUCCACCAUCCUUCACUCUCUUGCUCUCCCCCACAAAAAACUCCCUAAUAUUCAGCAACGGAGUCUUGUGUGUUACCAAGUUACAGCUUUCUCAGAAAGAGUGUGUUGUUAAGUAGACAGUGUAGGUUACAAUGCACUUUUAAUGGCGUUGUAGCCAUAUUUCAUGUUACAUGUCUUCCCCCUUCAGGACACAGGGUUAUUUUGCCUGUAUACUCUGACUUUGAAAGGUAAAUUAUGUUUUCAGUAACUGAAAAGUAGAAAAGGGGCACGCAGACUUUCGCCCAAAUUACUGCUUGGUACUGCUCCUUUUUAAAAGAAGAGUUAUUUUUGUAAACUAGUGAUCUUUGAAAUCAACAAGAAUUUCAGGUUAAGGGGAAACUCUUCAGGCUGCUUGCUCUGGGAUGACUAAAUUUGGUCACAAUAGAGACUUGGAAACUUAUAGGAAAGACAGAAUGUUCUCCAGCAGGAUGUGCCAGAAACAGAGGUAAUGGUUUCUGGAAACACUGAGGUGGCUGUGUUCCCUUGAAAUCAUUGCCCAAACAGUGGGGUUUUGGGCAGUCUUCUCUCCCAAUAGGAUAACAGCUUACUGCCUAUAUUGUGAUUAAUCCAUUGCAACUGACCAUUCCUUCUAGCUAAUGUGAUGGUGAUGGGGGAAGGGAGAGUAGUUCUUUCCCCCCUGCCCCCCAAUUCUAAUCUUGAAUGCAUGUAACUUAUGCGUGGGCAAUAUUUGUCAUCUGUGUUUUAUAUCACUGUUUUAAAAUGCUUUAGUUAUACUAGAGAAAAGUAUUCAUCAGGUCUUAGUUGGUCUUGUAUACAUAAGAAGCAAAAGCAAAGACUUUGCUCUCUUAUCCCUUGCUGUAUGUUGACCUUGCAUUUUUCAGGUUCUUAUCUUUUAAGCAGAUGGAAGUUAUAUAUCCAUAUCCAUAUUAGGUUCACUACAAUCUGAAGGGAAGCUGGGAGAAGUAGAAACAAAAUGGGUUAUUUUUAGAUGGAUUAAAGCCUAUGGCAUUCAGUACUAUGAAGUGCCAUUACUCUGCUGGAAAAUAAUUAAAACAAUAUUUAAAAUGUGAUUCCAGUUCUGCCCUUUUUCCUUUCUGCCUCUUAAUUUGAAAUUGGGCCUUUUCACAGAAACAUAGCCAAGCUAAUUAGUAAAGUUGUUACAAGAGAGAAGGAAAACUCCUGUUUCAGUAAUUAACGACCAUAAACUGGAAGCACAGAAAGGUUUGCCUGUGAUUAGAUGUUUAGCCAUUGCAUUUAGAGCAGGGCUGCAACUGUAGCCCUCUAGCUGUUUUUUAGACUACAACUCCCAUCAUCCUCAGCCGGCCAUUAGUUAGAUAUGAGUGGAGUUGUAGUCAAACAUCUGCAGGAGGGCCAGAGUUGUGCAGCCCUAAUUUAGAGAGUAACAUUAAGCAAUAUGUUGUACGGUGUUAAUCUUUGCUAGGCCUCUUUUUGACUUUGACAUAGUAAUCAAAGGCAACAUCAAGUUAAACUUGGUAAAAUGCUUAUAUUUCAUUGAAUGGAGAUGGGAACAGGCUGUUCAUGUUCUAGAGUACUGGUAGGAUGCACUCUUAAUCAAACAGUUGUUGUGCAGAAAUGCUUCCUCCUGUUAAACUAUGGCUGGGAUCCAAGGCUAUAUGAUUAGUGCUGUAGGCCAAGGGGAACUUUGGGCUUCUGUUUCUUAAACAGAAGCCCCCAUGCCACAUACCAAACCACUUCUAAAUAUAAGGACUUCCUAAAGCAGAUUUGUGAUAUGGCAUUGGGGAUGUGAGGGGGUUCAAAAAUGGGUUUUUAAAAGUCCCACUGAACAUACCCAAGUCCAUAGACACACCUGAAGUAGCUCUUUGGAUCCUGCUGUGUGUAUUCUGGGCAGACUUAAGUUGAAAAGGGAAUCUUAGUCAAAUAAUAGCAAUGGCUAUAAAGUAUACUAAGGACCAAAUUGCUGCUUUGUACUUUUCCUCUUUGGAAGGCAUACAAGUCAGAUGUUCCAACUAGUCUUAAAGAAUGUGCCAGCAUAUUUCUGAUAUGUAGCUGUAGUAUACUCACCAUAUUGCAGAAAGGCAUUGGCUCAUUUGAACCAAAAUAUGUCACACACGUCCUCACCAUGUUAAAAUUUCCCAUUAUGUGUCCUUGGGCUGGGGUAGACAUUGAUGAGAUAAAGAUGCCCAAUCUCAUUAGUUAGCAAUUUGCUUCUUUUGUUGUUGUGCAGUAAAAUGUUCUUAUUUAGUUGUGUUUAGUGCCUUUGAUGUGUUUUAAAAAUCUAAUCUGUUACAAAUGUUUGCUUGCUGUUUUCCUUUUUGUCAGUGACUUUCAUUGUGUGCUUUAGACACAGCAUUUGAAUUCUGUCCACUUUCUAAUAUGCACUUUUCCUCAAACAGUGGGCUCCAACUGAUAUGCUUACCUUUGUCCCAAGGAUCUUUUAUAUUAUGUUCUGUUAAAAAAUGAAUGCUGCUGAACAUCUUUCCUUCAGGUUAUUCCUCUUUCUUUCUAAUAUUGAGCAAUCAUUUUAACAGGCAAUGUUUUAGUAUCCAUAGAUGUAUUUGCUGCUCCAUGCCAAGAUGCCCCAAGUUGUAUUGGAGCAGUAUACUAAUGCUUAGUAUGUGUAAGAAGUGGCUCAAUGUAGAUGGAAUAUCCCCCAAUCUCCUAAACAUGGUUAAGAGAGUAGCAAUGCCCCACAAGCUUGUGUGUGAUGCCCUUUCCUUUCCUCUCCUUGUGCUCGCAUGUUCCUCUUCUACUCAAUCUCCCCCUUUGCAUUUCAGUUAUACCUGCACUGAGUUGAACACAAACUAUAGUUUUAAACCAGUGCUUGAAACCCGAGUGAGAAGUAGGUUACAAACUCUGGUUUAACAUUAAGCUUGGUUAGCAUUAAUCUUGGUGUAGAUACGAUACUAACCAUAGUUCUCUGAAAAGAAAGCGGGGGGGGGGGCAGCAUGCACACAAAUGUGAGUAGUGCUCCUAUCUCUUAAUGAUGGUUGAGAGACUUGGCUAAUGUUACAUCUAUAGCCACUGCAUUUUUAUAAAGUGAAUGAAAAUGGAAUGAAACUGCAUUGAAUUGAUGUGGAAAAGCCAGCCUUGCCAAAUGAAGGGUCACAUAUUUGGCACUGUCCGUACAAGCUGCUUAUCUACAAUCCAUUAUUAAGUGAAAACUAGUUAUCUGAUGAUUAUGACAAAAAUAGAUACCUGCAUUUAAAGUCCUUUACCCCAAGCUGUUCUGAUAUAGGUUCUGUUCUAAUGCCAGCACCUUAUAAUACUUUGUUCCUUAUGAAGCAUACAAAAGAACAAAAUAGAACACUUGGACAUCUUAUGUGUAGAAUUAAGUAGCUGUGAAAGAAUAUUGUUGGGUGGGAAGUUAUGUUCAUAGACCACCAAGGUAAGAGGAACUUAAUAUAGAUUUUAUAUAACUCCAAAAGUCAAUCAUUUUGAUGUAUAUGUUGGUUUGGCUUUGAGUUAUAUAAAACACAUUAAGUUUUUCUCUUACCUUGGUCAUCGUUAUAGAUUUAUUGUGGGUAACCAACUUUUUGUUGUUCAGUUUCACUUCUUUGAUUGAAGAAAAAUUCUAUGGACAACGCAAGAUCAGAUUUUUCUGGAAAUAUCUAUGGACGUGGUGGGUAGGAAUGACAUAGUAUAUUGCAUAUGCAUUCUUCUGUGAAGUAAUUGUACAUCUUAAUUGGACUUGCAUGUUAAUUUCCCACAAUUAAAUAUACUGCCAUUCAUUUUGCUCUGGGUUCCAUAUAUGAGGAAGAGUAAACAUACAGUUGCAAGUUAGUCAAGUCAACAGACUUUGACCAAGCCUUUUGAUUAUUUGUUAUGUAGUUAGUUUGGUUAAGGAAACAAUCUUUCAUGUUGCAGACAACUGUGUGAAAGGAAAUAGUUAAUUUGAUACAAAACAAUAUUGAGUAUUGGGCUGAUGAUGAAUAUUUCGUACCUCAUUGCAAAUUUUGGGGCAGCUCUUUGGUUCAGUUUUUUUAAAAGCUUAUCAAUAUGAAACUAUGUUUAGUUCCAUGCUGGAAUGAUGGAUUCAUCAUAUCACAUUGAAUAUGUUUCACUUAGACUACUCAUAGGAUUUGCAAUAUAGUCAUGUAAAAUUAUCUGAUACUUAAUCAGGUUUGUCUCCUGUUCUUUCUAGAAUUAGUGCAGGUUAUGUUCAUCUGCACUCUGAUGUUGGAGAAGUGAAAAUAAUGUUUUCAACUAUUUUACUUGCACUAUUCUAAGAACAAUAGAGUUAAGGGGGCAGAUUUUUUUUUCCUUAUGCGAUUAGUGUGUGUGGAUUUGUUGUGUUGACAAUCAAUUGCCUCAGUUGUUUGUAUGCUGUAUGUAAAUAGAAGUAAAUAUAAGAUCAUAAAGCAAGACAGUUGUAAAACUACUGCAUCUAUCUUGCCUAUUUUAAAAAUGUGAUUUGCAUUUUAAUAUUUAAUAAUCAGUAUUUACCUGUCAGGGAAAAACUUCUGCAGUUGGCUACAAAUAAUAAUUUCUAAAGGAAUAAUUUUAGGGUAGAAAGUACUAUCAUAAGACCAUGGUUUAAACAGACCCUCCCCCUUUUUUCUAAGUACACCUAUUGUAAUGGAAUUUGUAAAAUGAGGAUUAGUCUAUUAAUUAUCAAUCUUCAUUUUUAUUUAAUCCUAAAACACACUGAAAAAGAAAAUACUAUUUGGAUAAAAUAAAAAAGCUUGGUGUUACAAAUUCAGAGGCUUGAACAGGAAGACGGAAAGCACUGUGCAAUUAUAAAUUAGCUUUUACUCAAAAUGUAAAUCAGACAAACUGUAAAGUGCUGAAAUUCAGUCAUUGCCAAAGACAGUUAACUUGCUGUAGUAUUACAUAUAUUCAGUCUUGGGGCAUUAGGAGAAAAUAUUACUUAUACAAAACCCUUCACUGGUUAAUUUAUUCUAUUUCAUUCCAGCCCUGUAAAGCUACAUAGAUUAACUUUUAGGUACAGUCUAGAGAAGGAAAGGUUUGCUUAUUUCUCACUGAAAUCAGUGACAUGUCACUGAUUUCUCAUUUAUUUCAAUGACAUGUCACUACUUCAUAGGUUUCAGUGUGUCUCAGGCAUGUCCAAAUUUCUCUGGAUAACCCUCACUGUGCUAAGUCUGAAUACUCCAUGUUAAUUAAUCUACAUAAUUCUUGGUCCUGUUCAGAAUAUGGAACUUGUUACUUUUUGAUGUCCUGUCAUUUUUCUGUCUGUCACAAACCAAAGAUUCCUUAGGUUCACUUAAGUGCUUAUAAUGAGUCCCUUGACCUUUUUCUUUGAAAAACCGAUACAUCCCAUCCAUAUUGCAAAUAGCUUUAGAAACUCUCUUCAGUUCUAAAAGUAGUCUGUCGUGACAUUUGCGGGGCUGCUGUUGGAAGAAAAAACAAAUCGAGAGGCCUCUUGGACUUGAUAGGUUUAUGCAUUUUGGACCAUGCUCACUACUUAUUUAGAACAAUGUUCUGCUCUAAAACAAACCUACCUAGACUUGAUAGAGAAAAAUAUCAAACCUGAAGCACUCCAGAGAGUAAAUGAGUAGGAUUUUCAAAAUCGGGUGUGCUAAUGCUCACUUAACCAUCUUCAACAUUUGUAAAGUCAGUUAAAUUGCAGUAUCACUGUUUUAAAUGCAGGCGCAGAAGACAAAGAUAUAGCCAUUAUAAAUAACUUACUGGAGUCGCUUGGGAUUAUCACGAUUGGGCACUGGAACUGCAUAAUAGGUUCAAUAGUCAACUUUAGGAGUAGAAUUUAUAAUAUUUAGAUGGUUGCAGAGUUGGGGUAUAAAGUUUUUUUAAAAAUCAUUUCUGAUUGUUCCUCAAAUUGCAAGGUAGAGAGAUUUUUAGUGAGCGCAAUUAAAUUCUUUUAUUUCUUGACUUCACACUUAUUUUAAAAGUGGACUUCAAAAACCUUUGUCUUUUCUGUUAAAUGUAGAAGUAUUGAAGUACUUACACAUUAGAUCACAUUGACAUUUCUGGGUGCGUUAAUUCAGAAGGGACCAAGAUUCUUCCUGUUCUAGCAGUACAAAUAUGAAUUCCAACAGUUAAUAGUUCAUCUAAAUUAACAAAACCCCAAAUCUUUAUUCUACUUAAACUAGGAUGUGAACUAUCUGAAGGGCGAGGUGUGCUAUUUCCCUACGUUUACACAACUCUAAUCUCUUUGACUUUAAAUUUUAUUUUAUGAUAAAUAGAGCUUCUAACCUAUAAUCAGUUUUGAUUUAGUACUCCUAUGUGAGUGAAAUGUGUGUGUUUAUCUGGUCCUUUAAAAAAAAUACUUUUUACAAUAUUCUUACCAAUCAGUUUAGAAAUUGUGGGAAGGGCAUUAGUACCUGGCUAUUCUUGGAAAGUUUUAUACACUGUAAAGGAGUCUCUUAAGUGGGAAGAAAACUCUUCCAUAUUAAGUAUUUUACAGGCAGGGUUGUUGAGUUGUCAGCCACUUAAUCAUUUUGAAACUACAAUUUUGGUCUGAGUAGUUUUACAAAUUGUUACAGGCAAUGAAGAGAUUUUUCACACUCCUCACAAUCUGUAGCAAAGUUCUAAUAUUUGUAGUAAGAUCACUUUUACAAUUUAACUUUGAUUCUUAUUGUUGUGGAGAAACUAAUUAGUUUGCCAAGUAGCUGUAUAAUCCUCUAGUGUUGAAAGACAUACACCCUUUCCCUUGCUCCCAAACUUGCUUUCAUACAAGGGUUUACUACUUUGAACUAAGCUUUUGUGAAGGAUUUUUACUGCUUUGGCAUUGUGUAAUCUAUUACCUCACUCACAAAAGGAGCAUAGGCAGCAAAUACCCCACUUACUGUAUACAAAAUCUAUUUGGCAAAAGGACUAGAAUUAUGUUAAUGCUCCACCAGCAUGAAUUUGCAUGUUGGUAUUGACACCCCAAACAUUCAGGAUUUGGUGCUGGUGAAAGGCUAUCAAAAUGGGUAUGUCUUCACAGUGUUUGGUCAUCUAACCUGGGAACUGUGAAAAUGCUUGUGAACAGAGCUCAGAGGACAUGUUUGAAGAUCAUUAUAUUGGUGCAUGUGAGCCAUUAUCUUAACUGUCUUACUGAACUUGGUUAAUGCUGUUAACUGUUGUUGAAAUGUGAAAUGUAGUUAACUGUUGACCUUGUAAAUAUCUGCCAGAGUCAUAGAGAAUAUUUUAAUCACUGUAAAUACAGAUGUAUAAAAUUGAAAUGAAUCUGCAAUGCAGAAAAUCUAUAUAUAAAUCUAUUAAAAUGUUUAAAUAAAUAUUGUGCUGUUUCUGGAAAAAAA